This is a messenger RNA of Trichoderma aggressivum f. europaeum, 759 nucleotides long. RefSeq lists its product as uncharacterized. Bases 1 to 759 code for a protein of 252 amino acids. The transcript has 2 exons. The record is from RefSeq and is a predicted model, not a curated record. Lineage: Eukaryota; Fungi; Ascomycota; Sordariomycetes; Hypocreales; Hypocreaceae.
AUGGGCGACAUAUCUAUGCCAAAGUCGAAUGUAGAGAUUGAGACGCUUUAUUUUGAUGGUUCGUCUCUGAGGACCUUCAAGCUCGAUAUCACCGUUAAAACAGGAGUUUAUGUUGGCUGGGUCAGUUAUGUGACCAUCUCCCUCUUCUAUGGCCACACCUUUAUUGGAGAGGCAAUUCUUGAAGACGAGCUUGUCAAUACCGAAAACUACAAGGGCGAACUCUACAUUGAACUCAAUGGGGCUGUAAUUCAGCAUAUGGGUGCGUUCAGGAGUUUUAUUCGCGACAUAAUGCCCAAGCCACAGCUUGAUGCAUGCCAAUCUGAUCACAACCCCACCGCCAGGUUGGAAAUUAUUGAGAAUGGCCAUAAACUCACAAUGGCCAUAGAUUUGCAUGGUAUUGGGAGCUUUAAAACGACAACACCUAUAAUUCAACUCAAUGGGAACUCAAUCGAUAUCACUUUCUCAAUGUCUAACACAACUACUGUGGCAAUCUACUUUGGACAAACUGCAUUUAGGCUUGAGAACGAUGAAUCUAUUCUCGCUAAUCUGUCCGGAGACUUUUGCAUUUAUGCAAGCGGAGAGGAAAGCAUGCAAUAUCAUUUGACAGGAGAAAUAUCUCAGGGAUGCGAGCUGUCCGGAAAAGCAACUUUGAAAGGAUGGGGCCUGAAGUCGUAUGAGAAAUCUUGGCGCACCCAUGCUAUCCGAGAAUUCCAAAUCGAAGUUGAUCUAGACCACAUGGUGAUUCGUCAGCCUGAGUGA